AUGCCCGAGAAAGACAAGACCAACGACGGAGACUUUGAAUACAUCGACUACCAUCACUUCGAGGCCGUUCCUUAUGAUCGACUGAUGUCAUGGAAAGGGGGCGAAGGAACUAUAAAUUGGGAUCAUGGCGGUGUUAUUCGCAAGAGAGCGAAUGAGCCACUUGAUAAUCAAGAUCUUCCCAAGGAUACUGCCGUUCUUGUAAUGGACGCAUACUUCAAAUUGGUACCUAAAUAG
Fusarium proliferatum ET1 is the source of this 234-nucleotide messenger RNA. RefSeq lists its product as uncharacterized. The record is from RefSeq and is a predicted model, not a curated record. Lineage: Eukaryota; Fungi; Ascomycota; Sordariomycetes; Hypocreales; Nectriaceae. Bases 1 to 234 code for a protein of 77 amino acids. The transcript is spliced from 2 exons.